Messenger RNA from Lindgomyces ingoldianus, 153 nucleotides. RefSeq lists its product as uncharacterized. The transcript has a single exon. Lineage: Eukaryota; Fungi; Ascomycota; Dothideomycetes; Pleosporales; Lindgomycetaceae. The record is from RefSeq and is a predicted model, not a curated record. The annotation marks the transcript as partial.
GAGCACGAAGGUUGGCAGCGUGGCCAGGUCGCAUCAACCAAUUCUUGGCGUUGGUAUCAAGAUGCAUAUCCUAGCAAACUGCGGAUGUGGUGUGCUUCAGAGAACGAUUUGACUGCGUGGCAUGCCAUCCAUCGUGCUAUUGGUAUUAAGCCC